Messenger RNA from Cooperia oncophora, 1248 nucleotides. The record is from the annotation of a GenBank genome assembly. Lineage: Eukaryota; Metazoa; Nematoda; Chromadorea; Rhabditida; Trichostrongylidae.
AUGCGCUUGAGACUUAUAGAAUCACUGCAAAACAAGAUUGCAGUCGUAGAAAAAGAAAGGGAAGAUGGUGAGGUGACUGAUGAAGAUGGAUCGGGAACGUCAAGGCCCACUUCACGAUCACGAAAAGAGGGGCCAGUGUCGUCUAGAUUGAGGAAGACUGUGACCCGCAAAUCGGUUCAUUUGGAUAGAAGAGAUGGUCCAAACGACAGGGACAGGAAGAGGUCGUCCGAGAGGAGUUCUAGCCGAAUCGUAGACAAUCACAGGAGGCAUUCCACUCAAAGAAGCUACAUCAGUGAAAAGAAACCUGCAAGAACUUCAACGCGUGGAUCAGUAUCAGGCUCUCACUCCGAUAACCAGGAACGUAAAGACAGGGGUGGUAGUUCAGCAUUGCACUCUAGUUCGUCUUCGUCACACCGUUCAAAAAGACAACGUGAGGAGACACAAGGGAAAACCCCUUUGUCCAGUUCGAAGGCACGUUGUGGUCUGAGCUCUGCCCUCACGCUUCCUUCUUCUCAAAUUAGCCCUAACACCGAUUUUGUACUUUCAACGCUAAAAGAGAAGAAGAAAAGUUCAGUUUCUGAUCGGAUCGUGGAAGCGUCAACUUCUCACGUGGGCAAUGAAAGUCGACCUUUCAAGAGAGUGGUUGAUUCGGGCAACCAUAUUUCUGUCACAGUCAAUGCACACAGAGGUAACACGGCAGACAUCUUUUCACAAACCCGAACUGUUUCCCAAGGAGGACGGCCUACAGAAAACACUGUCACUUCAGGGUUAACGAGCUCUCCACAUUCCUCAAAGUCCACUACUGUUAUGAAUCAUCUCUUAUCGAAUGGUUCCGAUGGUCUUCCCCACAUACCUCUACCACCAACGCCCACUCCGUUUCGACCUCAAGCGCCGCCAACAGUAAAUGACAAGAACUUUGUGUUACUGCCUCCUCCACCAGCUCCUCCCAUUCUGCCGAAGCCUGCGAGUAUGGUUGGAAGCUGUAAUCCCUCUUCCAUUAGGAUUCAAGUUCGUGAAGGAGGUGGACGGGUAGCGCAGCUAUCAACAACCGCUAAGCCGAAUGAUACAGCUCCAUUUUCACAAAGGACGAGGCCCAUAAGUAUCCACAUACCCUCGCAUAUCGGACCGCAGCUUUCAAAUUUGUCAGAGAAAACGGAUAAUUAUGAAGACGUUGGCAUGGAUGUGGAGUCAUCACACUCGAGUUGUGAUUCUGAUACCGGCCACGGAGACAAUGAAGGUAUCGUUUGA